CGUCCGCGCCCUGCCAUCAAUUCUCUAUUACUAAUUGUUCUCCCUCCAUUUAAAUGACCUUUUACUUCCUGCUCCGUCUAUUUUCCACUUAGAUUCGCUUAGUUCCAAGUCCCGCUGUGUCUUGAGUCCGCUAUGCAUUCUUUCGACGCACUACAUACGUCUACGGCGUAUGCCAUUUGCCUCGCGAUUCUCUGGCUUCUCUUGACUAUUGUCCUCCGCUCGUUUUUCCAUCCCCUGCGCAGCUAUCCAGGGCCAAUUUUCGGGAGGAUCACAGAUGCCUAUGGUGGUUAUUUCGCUCUUGGGAAGCGUCUUCACCUUACAACAUAUGAGAAUUUCCAGAAAUAUGGACCUGUGGUUCGACAGGCGCCAAAUCGCCUUGUAUUCAAUACAGUAGAAGCUUUAUAUGACAUCUACCUUAAUUCAAGAGUAACGAAAGGACAUUCGUAUACGAAGUCCCAGCUCAGAGCGAGGUAUCCUAGUAUUAUCAAUGUCAUUGAUAAGGAUCAACAUCGUAGAAAGCGCAAGCUUAUAGGGCAACCCCUCACAGAGCGCUCAAUGCGAAGUUUCGAACCCACAAUGGAAUCGGAGAUUGAUGUCUUCCUAAACCUACUUCUUGAAUCAGCCCAACCCGGCCACGUUGUUGACAUGACCGAGAGGUGUCAACGACUAGGCGUGGAUAUUGUCGGUUUACUAGCCUUUGGUUUCCCUCUUAAUACGCAGACUGACGAGAAGUUCCGAUUCAUACUUAACCUCAUGGACUCGAUGGCUUGGCGGAUUAGCACCUAUAUGCAACUUCCAGCCCUCGCACCCCUGGAGAAGGUUUUGGCUUGGCUUGGUGUAAGGCAGGUUCUUAGAUUCGGAACCGCUGUGCAGACUAUAAUACAAACGCGCAUGGCUCAAGAAAAGAAUGCUCAUCGCGAUCUUUAUUCCAUGGUCGCCGAUUAUAUCGGAAAAGGGCAGGAAGGUCUCUACAAGGAUGAAUUGUGGCCAGAGGCUAUUCUCUUCAUUACCGCAGGUGGUACUACAACCGCAACGACCAUGAGCGCCCUCUUCUUCUACCUUUCACGCAAUCCAAAGUGCUAUGCCAAAUUAGCCGCCGAGAUACGGUCAACCUUCGAGUCAUCCAACGACAUCCGUUCAGGCCCUCAAUUGAGCAGCUGCAAAUACCUCCGAGCAUGUAUCGACGAGACACUCCGCAUGUCGCCGCCUUCACUUACCACUCUCUGGAGGCAACAAGACACUAAAGACGACAGCGGAGAGCCGUUCGUCGUAGACGGCCAUGUGAUCCCGCACGGGACCCAAGUCGGAGUUAGUCUAUACUCGAUAAUGCACAACGAAGAGUACUUCCCCGACUCCUUUACCUUCAAGCCCGAGCGUUGGCUCGAUGACAGCAACGCGUCGGAGGUGGAUGGGGAGGGGGAGAAGGAAGACCGUGCGACCAUGCGCAAAGCCUUCACCCCGUUCCUUAUUGGCGAUCGCGCUUGCGCUGGUAAAUCUAUGGCUUAUAUGGAGGCGAGUCUAACGCUUGCACGGACUAUAUGGCUAUUUGACUUCGAAGUGGCACCGGGGAAGUCUGGUGAGGUCGGCGGGGGCAAGGCGGGUCGUACCGAUGGGAGAGGCCACCCGGGCGAGUAUCAGUUGGAAGAUAUCUUCGUCGCUGGCCAUCGAGGUCCGAAUUUGGUGUUCCGCGCAAGGGGCGGCCUCCAUAAAGCGCUCUAAAUAGUGUUGUACUACCGUGCUACUAGGGACGCAGCUGGGUCGUACCACGCACCCGAAGCUAGGGGAUCGCCCCCAUACAAAUG
Molecule: messenger RNA, 1802 nt
Organism: Hypoxylon trugodes
Lineage: Eukaryota; Fungi; Ascomycota; Sordariomycetes; Xylariales; Hypoxylaceae
Product: cytochrome P450
Exons: 5
Coding region: 133-1719 (528 amino acids)
Molecular function (GO): oxidoreductase activity, acting on paired donors, with incorporation or reduction of molecular oxygen; monooxygenase activity; iron ion binding
Source: RefSeq, a predicted model, not a curated record